GUGAGCUCCAUCAACAGCUCGGAGCAGCAGCACGAAGAGGAGCAGAGUGAUGUCCAAAACCCAGACGAGGCUCUCGUCUCUGGACAGAGGGUGGAGGGUGAGGCAUUCGUUUCCAGGGGGACGGACAGAUCAGGCUUUGAGGACAACCUCUUUCUCCCCAGCAAGCAGGGCCAGUCUCUGUCCACCUCCUUCUCCCAGUCAGCGGAGAUCUUCCAGGAGCUCCAGCAGGAGUGCAUGAGGAGGCUCAAUGUACCGACUGGAAGUGCUGCACAGUCAAACUCGCCGUCUCAGAGCUCAGUGUCGUGUCCUCAGACUCCACAGACUCAUGAGGCUCAGAGUGUCUUCUCCUCCACUGAGGACAGACCCCAGAUCCCCCCUCGUGUCCCCAUUCCCCCUCGCCCCAUAAAGAGAGGCGACUACACAUCUGCCCGCUGGUCAAGGGAUCUCUCGCUGUCGCCGACGCCGGCUGACACCACGGAGGACAUUUCAGUUCCAGGACAGGAGCGACCACCUCAAAUCCCCCCCAGGGACCCUUUGUCCCAGCCAGGAUCCAGGACUCCCAGCCCCAUGGCGCUGGUGGUGGGCUCCCCCCAGCAGAGAGUCUACUCCGUCAGCCCCUCCGCCAUGCAGGCGCCCCUCACCUCCUGCCCCGCCACACACACCUACGGCUCCUACCUCUCCACCUCUCCAGGUAAACUCAUGCCGACCACACACAGCUUCGCCUCAGAUCCUAAAUAUGCUGCACCCAAAGUCAUCCAGGCGCAGGGGAAGGACGCCGCCAGCAAGGGCCCCUGUAUCCUCCCCAUCGUCCGCGACGGACGUAAAGUCAGUAACACCCACUAUUACCUUCUGCCAGAGAGGCCCCCGUACCUCGACCGCUACGACCGCUUCUUCAGGGAGGCGGAGAGCCUUCCUGCCGGUGGCGUGGACGAGAGGCCUUUACGGCAAGCUAACACCGCCACCGUCAGACCCAUGGUGGUCAGCAGCCAGACUCUCCAGGGACACACCCAGGGACAGGGUCUCGUCCAGCCUGGAGAGCUGAAGGCUAAUUUCUCCUCCAACAAUAACAGCAGUCUGGGUGGGCCGCGGUCAGGGAUGAAGACAUCAGUUAGUCUCCCUCGCGUGUGUUCAGACGGGCUGACGGCGGCGGCGGUCACUGCUUCCUGCAUCAGGACAGACGGAGGAGGGAGCUCAGCUGACAGGGUCAAAAUGGUGCAGGAGGCAGUUCACGGUGUCACAAUAGAGGAGUGCCAGGCCGCCCUUCAGAACCACAACUGGAAUGUCCAGAAAGCUGUUUAUUAUCUGAAGGUGGAGCAGUUGUUCUGUUUGGGUCUGAGGAGCAGGUCAGAGUGUCUAAAGCUGCUGGAGAUGUGUGACUGGAACCUGGAGGUGGCCAGCACUCAGAUGUUAGACAACUAUGGAUCCACAACAAGACAGAGGUACUCCACUGCACAGCUUUGAAUCAUGACUUCCCAAAAAGUAUUUAUAACUUUAA
Messenger RNA from Plectropomus leopardus (leopard coralgrouper), 1495 nucleotides. Lineage: Eukaryota; Metazoa; Chordata; Actinopteri; Perciformes; Serranidae. The record is from RefSeq and is a predicted model, not a curated record.